Molecule: messenger RNA, 798 nt
Organism: Orbilia oligospora ATCC 24927
Lineage: Eukaryota; Fungi; Ascomycota; Orbiliomycetes; Orbiliales; Orbiliaceae
Exons: 1
Coding region: 1-798 (265 amino acids)
Biological process (GO): allantoin catabolic process
Molecular function (GO): ureidoglycolate lyase activity; ureidoglycolate hydrolase activity
Source: RefSeq, a predicted model, not a curated record
AUGCCUCAAUACAAAUCAUCACCAGCCGCUUUGAUAUCAAUCCCGGUCUCGCCAUUGACCCCAGCAGCGUUUGCUCCAUUCGGCACCAUCAUCGAGAAUCCAAGAUCUGCUCCAACAUCCGCAACAGUAAACCAAGGCACUGCCGAAAAGUACCCAGAAAUCUCACCGUUCAUUUCAUACGCAGCACCUUCUGGGAAGAGUGCAUCGGGUCGUCUCAACCUUUUCGUUUGUAAUCCUCGAAAACUUGGCGACAAUGGCCGGACUUUUACAGUACAUAUCCUUGAACGUCAUCCAUAUACGACACAGACAUUCAUACCUAUAGGGCUGGAUAAAAGCGAUCCUGCAAGGAAAUACCUGGUCAUUGUUGCUCCUACGCUUGAUCUUGCAUCUGAUGGAGUAAAGCAUGCAUCAAGGCCACCUCCGUAUCCCUUGAAAGAGAAGAAGAGGGUUGGGAUUAGAGGCUCACCUCCAUAUCCGGUACCACCCCACGGAACUGUUGAUACACCGGAGACAGAGGAUUCUACUCUUGACACUUCAGGGACGGUUAAACCGAAGGGACGAGGGCUGCCGGAUUUGAGCAAUAUCCGGGCGUUUAUGUGUCGCGGAGAUCAGGCAGUCACAUAUGGCGUUGGAACAUGGCACGCACCUAUGGUUGUUCUCGGCGAGGGACCAAUUGAAUUCGUUGUCGUUAUGCAUGAGAAUGGAGUCCCCGUAGAGGAUUGCGAGGAAUGCGAGAUUGAAGGUGGGAGGGUUAAAGUCGAGAUCGGAGACCAAGGACAGAUAAAGGCAAAGCUUUGA